Messenger RNA from Jaculus jaculus (lesser Egyptian jerboa), 285 nucleotides. RefSeq names its product mpv17-like protein. The transcript has 2 exons. Gene Ontology annotation, cellular component: cytoplasm; membrane. The coding region runs from base 1 to 285 and encodes 94 amino acids. The record is from RefSeq and is a predicted model, not a curated record. NCBI's taxonomy places the organism in Eukaryota, Metazoa, Chordata, Mammalia, Rodentia, Dipodidae.
AUGAGCAUUCCCCAGGAAAGGGAUGACAUAUUUUUGGAUUUGAAACAGAAAUUCUGGAAUACAUAUAAAAGUGGUCUGAUGUGUUGGCCUUUUGUACAGAUGACCAACCUCAGCCUUGCCUCUGUUCACUGGAGGACAGCCUAUACUGGACUCUGUGUCUUCCUCUGGGCCACCAUCCUGUGCUAUUACAGCAGUGGUGACCUCACACUGAAGUCAGUAUUCAUCUUCCUUCCCAGAAAGGAGGCCAAGGUGGUGGAAAGUGGGAAGUCCAGGACUGCACCCUAA